AUGAGCGGCGGACAAGGCUCCCAGGACGCUAAGUUCUUUCAGCGGGGAAAGAUCCAGGAGUUCCGUGCCGAGCUACAGGCAGCGGAGAGCAAGGACAAGAAGUUCACCAAACGCAAGACCGUGCUGAAGAAGAUCGUCGCGAAUAUUACUAUGGGGAAUGACAUGUCUCCCCUCUUUGGCGACGUCAUUCAAUGUCUUGGAAUCCCUAACCUUGAGAUCAAGAAGAUGGUGUACCUUUUCCUGGUGUGCUACGGUCGCCAGAAGGCCGAAUACAUCCAUCUUGUCAUGUCGAGCUUCCUCAACGAUUGUGAAGACCGUAACCCUCUCAUCCGGGCUCUCGCUAUCCGCACCAUGUCUUACAUCAACACACCAGUCGUUGUAGAGGAACUGCAAGACCCACUCCGACAUUGCCUCAAAGACAAGGAUCCAUACGUGCGGAAAACUGCAGCAAUAUGCGUUGCUAAGCUAUAUGUGGCCGAUCCAAGGAAAGCCGAGAAAGGCGGCUUCGUGGAGCUUCUGCGGGAUCUGCUAUUGGACUCUAAUGCUACUGUGGUAUCGAACGCCGUUGCGGCGCUCUCGGAGAUCGGCGACCGACAGGAUGGUGUCAUCUUCAAGCUAAAUCUGACUGUUGCGAACAAGCUGCUUUCAGCUCUGGGUGAGAGUUCGGAAUGGGGCCAGAUCUAUAUCCUGGAUUCCCUAUUACGAUACGUCCCAGAGAAGCAUGAAGAUGCCCAGCAAAUGGGGGAGCGAGUGCUCGUACAACUAUCGCACGCCAACUCGGCUGUUGUACUCACUGCUAUCAAAGUGCUAUUGUAUCUCAUGAACUACAUGGAGGACCGCCAAUUGAUGGAUUAUAUUUGCAAGAAGAUGGGUCCGCCAUUAGUGACGUUGCUAUCGUCUGGGCCUGAGGUUCAGUAUGUUGCACUGCGGAACAUCUUGCUUAUUAUCCAGCGACGGCCACAAGUGCUGAAGAACGACGUCAAGGUGUUCUUCUGCAAAUACAACGACCCCAUCUACGUCAAGCUUGCCAAGCUUGAGAUUAUGUACCGUUUAGCGCGCGAAGAAAACGCCAACGAAGUAUUAGCAGAGCUACAAGAAUACGCUUCAGAGGUCGACGUAGACUUUGUGCGCAAAGCGGUGCGCUCGAUCGGCAGGCUCGCGAUCAAAGUGCAGCCGGCGGCGGACUCGUGCAUCAAGGCGCUAUUGGACCUCAUCGAGACGAAGGUGACGUACGUCGUGCAGGAGGCGGUGAUCGUCAUCAAGGACGUGUUCCGGCGGUACCCCGGCAAGUAUGAGGGCAUCAUACCCACACUGUGCGAAAACUUGGAUGCAUUGGACGAGCCGGAGGCGAAAGCUGCCAUGAUCUGGAUCGUAGGACAGUUCGCAGACAGGAUAGAGAACGCGGACGAGCUCAUGGAUGAUCUGACGUAUACCUUCUUAGAAGAGCCUACUGAGGUCCAACUGGCAUUGUUGACUGCAGCGGUAAAACUGUUCAUCUACAAGGCGCAAUCGGAGACAAGCAAGGCGCUCGUGCACAAAGUGCUGAAGUGGGCAACGGAGGAAGUGGACAACCCGGACCUCCGCGACCGAGGGUUUAUGUACUGGAGGCUGCUUGCGAUUAACCCGUCGGUCGCAGGGGAGAUCGUGCUUGCGGAUAAACCCGCGAUUACCACAGAUGCGGAUCGCAUGGAUCGAGGUGCGCUCGACCAGUUGUUGCUGCAUACGGGUACAUUGGGGAGUAUAUACCACAAGAACCCUGAGACAUUCAUCCGAAACGCGACGGGCAAAGCCCUCGUCGACAGCCCCGCGCUCAACCCACUCUCCCGCCAAGUCCUCGUACCUGCCACUCGCAAUUUCCUCCUGCCCACCUCAAUCCGCAUGCCGGGUGGGAUUCCGGAUCCGCGCAAGUCGAUCCCGUUCAUCACGCCCCAGCGCUCCGAGUCGAACGGGCACACGCCAACGCCGCCCUCAGCGCCUGCGGCCGGCUCCGACGUGCCCACCGCGAACCUGCUGGAUACGCAAUCGUCACAGGAUGACGGGGACGACGAUGGCGAGACGGACGAUACGCACGGGCAGGUGAUGCAGUCGCAGAUGCAGAUGCAGACGCCGAUGGCUACUGCGGACCCGUAUGCGAACUUGGACGCGCUCGGCGCGUUGAGUGGUGGGUACGUCGCGGAUGAGCCGCAGCCGCAUCGGCACGGGCUGUUGUUCUGA
Molecule: messenger RNA, 2214 nt
Organism: Laetiporus sulphureus 93-53
Lineage: Eukaryota; Fungi; Basidiomycota; Agaricomycetes; Polyporales; Laetiporaceae
Product: Adaptor protein complex beta subunit
Exons: 10
Coding region: 1-2214 (737 amino acids)
Biological process (GO): vesicle-mediated transport; intracellular protein transport
Cellular component (GO): membrane coat
Molecular function (GO): clathrin binding
Source: RefSeq, a predicted model, not a curated record